GAGAGAGAGAGAGGGAGAGCCAAACACUGAGGCGCUGCGACCGUGAACGCACCGCGCAUACCGAGUGAACGGGAGGACCGCUCCGCCCGUGCAAGGAGGAGAGCUGCUCGUUUUCACCCGUGGAUAUUAUUGUUACGCAACCCGUCUCUUAAGUCCUGUCCGUGGGAUACUCUGGCUCCAUUCUCUCCUCCCCUUUAUUGCCUUUUUUUUUCUUCUUCGUACUCACCCCUUGAUUUUUUAUUUAUUUAUUUGAUGUAUUUUUUCCCUUUCCCAUCUUUCUUCUCCUCUCCUCAUCUGUGAGCAUCCUCCUUCUCCUCCACGCAAGUCCUAACUUUUCCACUCGACUCCAUCCCACACAACCUGCUCCAUCGCUCAGCCCCCCACCUCCCCCACCACCCCACACUCCUCUCCCUCUAUUGCAGCAGCCUCAGCCUCUCCCUUUGGACUGACUGGAUCGGGCGGAACCGUUUUCGGGGCACUACAUGGGGCACUGCACGGUGUCGCUCGGAAAAUGUUCGGCUGUGGGUCUCCUGUAGGUUUCCCGCUGAAUCUGCUGGGAUUUUUGGAGUUGUUGUCGGUGCGCGUCUGCCGCUCCUGCUGCUGCUGCGUCUCUUUCCCACGUCGCCAGCGCUGCCGUUGAAAGGGGGACCAGUGAGUUUUUGGUUCUUCCCUAUUAUGGGUCUGUCCGUGACGGUGCAGGUACCUGUGGACGAGCCCCACCGACGCCUGCGCCCGUGGAGCGGGACGGCGGCGGCUGGAGGUUGGCUCCGGAUCACUCUGGUCUCAUUUUUCGCCACUUUACCUGUGGAGCAGUUGCGCGCUUUCCCGUCGUCCCUCAGCGACUGCCAGACGCCGACCGGCUGGAACUGCUCCGGUUUUGAUGACCGGGACACAGACCUGUUUUUGUGCGACACCAACACAUGCAAGUUUGAUGGCGAGUGUCUACGAAUUGGGAACAUGGUGACAUGCAUUUGUGACUUCAAGUGCAACAAUGACUAUUCCCCAGUGUGUGGCUCCAACAAUCAGAACUACCAGAAUGAGUGUUUUCUGCGCAGGGACGCCUGUAAGCAGCAGUCUGAAGUACUUAUUAUGUCAGAAGGAGCCUGUCCUGCCGAUGUCGGCUCAGGAUCGGGGGAUGAUGGUGGAGAAGGCUCGACUGAGACGGUGCAGAAGGAAACAUCCACCUGCGACAUUUGUCAGUUUGGAGCCGAGUGCGACGUGGAUGCAGAGGAUGUGUGGUGCGUCUGCAACAUCGACUGUUCCCACAUCAGCUUCAACCCGGUGUGCGCCUCCGACGGCCGUUCCUAUGACAACCCCUGUCAGGUGAAGGAGGCGUCUUGUCAGAAGCAGGAACGCAUCGAGGUCAAAUACCUGGGCCACUGCCAAGAUAUGAUCAUCACUGCUAACAAAGGUGGAGAUGGACACUUUGCACGGACUGACCUCACAGUAGAGGACAAAGAGGAAACGAGGAAUGGGCUGGCCCGCGGCCUGUACAUCCCCUGUCCAGACCACUACAAGAACUACUGCGUCCACGGAGAGUGUCAGUUCCCCAGUAUCCUGGCACAACCCUCCUGCAGCUGUCAUUCGGGCUUCAGCGGUCCUCAGUGCGACACCAAAGAGUACAACGUGCUCUAUGUGGUGCCCGGCUCCGGUAAACUGCACUACGUCCUCAUCGCCUCUAUCAUCGGAGCGCUCCAGGUGGUCAUCAUCUGUGUGGUGGUGCUCUGCAUUACCAGAAAGUGCCCACGGACCAACAGAAUCAACAGGCAAAAACAGAACAACGUCCACUUCAGUUCCGAGAACACCAUGCGCGCCUCCACUCGACUGAUCUGAGCCCGCCGGUGGACAGAACCCCACCCCCCCACCCCCCCCUUCAGCGCUGUGGUGUUAGAUGUUCCCCCCCUCGUAGGCCGACCCCUCCCUUCUUACCCAAAUUUAGGAUGUGCUUCCCUUCUUCAGUCCUCGCCCCCGUCUCCCGAUAUGAACAUUAGGAAUGGCUUAGGCAGGACGGGCGGUGGCACAGCGAACACGGCGCCGCUGAACCCGGUGACGUCAGACCCUGGGUCGAGUUGUCAUCAGCUGCGUCCGAUGUCAACCCCCCCCACCCCACCCCCCAACCCCCCCCCUUUCCAGUUGCUGACGUGUCCUUACAUCUUGUCACUUCUGCCUAGGGGUUUUUUCUGACAAACUGAACCAUGAAGUGUUGGCGUGGAGGAUCCUGAAUGUGUGUGUGUGUGCGUGUGUGUGCGUGCGUGUGUGUGCGUGUGUGUGUGUGUCUUAGAUGUGUGAGCUUUGGUAGAGGCAGGCUAGCCGGUGUCUGUCGAUUGUAGAUGAGGGA
Molecule: messenger RNA, 2338 nt
Organism: Sphaeramia orbicularis (orbiculate cardinalfish)
Lineage: Eukaryota; Metazoa; Chordata; Actinopteri; Kurtiformes; Apogonidae
Gene: tmeff2a
Product: transmembrane protein with EGF-like and two follistatin-like domains 2a
Exons: 11
Coding region: 676-1833 (385 amino acids)
Molecular function (GO): protein binding
Source: RefSeq, a predicted model, not a curated record